CGCCUUCAUUCCGCACCAUCACCAUAUAUCAAAAACGACUAUAUUCGCAGAUAAAACAUCUUGUCAUGAGCGACGCGUACCAGACAGGAAACUACCCUCCUCCAGGAGACUCAACUUCGUCAGGCGGAUAUGGCUCUGCAGACACCUUCUCCGACUCGACGCAAAGAGGUCGACAAGACCUGGUGAACAACAAAUCCGAGACUGGCCUAGUCGACCAGUCACUGAACGGCGGGCCCAUUGGUCAGGAGAUCGACGACGCAAAGCAGGGUCAGGACGAGUCGUCUCGACGCGAAUUCAAACACGAAGCCGAGAGAGACUUUGACCGGAAGAACGGCGCUGCGGGUCUGAACCCGUACGGCCAGAAUCCGGAUAGCAGGAGCGAGGCGGGCGAGAUGCUUGCGUCGAGGUAUGCGGACUCGAGGGGGAAGCAUUUCGAGAGCGGGGCCGCUGGGGGAAAUGAUGCAGACGUCGGCGCGUAGCUUUGGGACUUUGGCGCGACGAGAACGGACGACGCGCGAUGGUGAUUGCAUAGCAAAACUUUGUACAGUAUAAGGUUGCGAUGUUCGACGUGUUAAGAAACAUUUGAAGACAUGCACACAGAAGCCUGACAUGAGUAAGUUACUAUGUAAGUUAUGAUGUGCGGAGACCUGCCUAAUGCGGGCAAGGCGGGGGU
Molecule: messenger RNA, 673 nt
Organism: Fomitopsis serialis
Lineage: Eukaryota; Fungi; Basidiomycota; Agaricomycetes; Polyporales; Fomitopsidaceae
Exons: 2
Coding region: 66-479 (137 amino acids)
Source: RefSeq, a predicted model, not a curated record